AUGGCUGACCGCCAAAUCACCCAGCAGACUAUCUUCAGCCUGCUGGCGAAGCUCGACGAUCCCGACGCCGACCUGCGCUACAUGUCCUUGAACGAUCUAUACGGCAUCCUCACAAACCCAAACUCCUCAUUUCUCUCACAUGACCGAGGCACAUCAACCAAGCUUGCUGAAGGCCUGCUCAAAGCUCUGGAUGAUCAGCAUGGUGACGUGCAGAACCAGGCGCUCAAAUGUCUUGGACCAUUAGCCGUUCGCCUUCCAUUCGAAUCCCUCACACCUCUGCUCGAGCAGUUGGCCAACUUGACCUCCUCCCAAACGAUAGACACUUCCAUUCCUAACACCGCCCUUCGCGUCAUUGUCGACACCCUCCCCCGUCCUCAGGCAGGCCAGCCUGCAUCGCAAAAUGCUACCACAGCCUACUCCGCAGUCUCAAAGGUUCUGGUUCCCCGAUUGACUGGCCCGACACCAUCGGCUUCAGGGCGCCGCGGCUCACUCGUGAAGGGAAUGAUGGAGAAGGAUCCGUCCAAGGGUUUUAGCAGCGAUGCUAUUGACGUGCUCAUCAAGGUUGUCACUUGUUUCGGUCCCCUACUUCAGGAGACUGAGCUGGUUGCCCUCCAGGCAUCCGUCAUGGCCAUUAUCCAAAACGAUACUGCGGGAACUGUUGUCACCAAGCGUGCUCUGACUGCUAUCUCUGCUCUCGUGCUUCACUUUUCUGAUACUCAGCUCAACAGCUUCGUGUCUAAUUUGAGUGCGACCAUGUCUUCGUCUAAGAUUUCCAUGGUGCAGCGUCGGCAUUUGAUCGCUGCCAUUGGCGUCAUUGCUAGAACUGCUCCUGCCAAAUUCGGUCCUCAUCUUGAUACUCUUGCUCCGUUUGUCUUUUCUGUUGUUGGAGAGGAUAAUAUCUUCAAGGAGAAUUGA
Molecule: messenger RNA, 915 nt
Organism: Penicillium antarcticum
Lineage: Eukaryota; Fungi; Ascomycota; Eurotiomycetes; Eurotiales; Aspergillaceae
Exons: 2
Coding region: 1-915 (304 amino acids)
Biological process (GO): protein ubiquitination; SCF complex assembly
Cellular component (GO): nucleus
Source: RefSeq, a predicted model, not a curated record